Messenger RNA from Penicillium lagena, 456 nucleotides. RefSeq names its product SCF ubiquitin ligase complex subunit HRT1. The transcript has 2 exons. Gene Ontology annotation, biological process: protein ubiquitination; ubiquitin-dependent protein catabolic process. NCBI's taxonomy places the organism in Eukaryota, Fungi, Ascomycota, Eurotiomycetes, Eurotiales, Aspergillaceae. The coding region runs from base 1 to 456 and encodes 151 amino acids. Gene Ontology annotation, cellular component: nucleus; cullin-RING ubiquitin ligase complex. The record is from RefSeq and is a predicted model, not a curated record. Gene Ontology annotation, molecular function: cullin family protein binding; ubiquitin protein ligase activity; zinc ion binding.
AUGGCGGACGUGGAGAUGAAAGAGGCCUCCGCCGGUGCUUCUGCCAAGGGCAAGACCGUCUCCAAGGGCUCUGACAGUGCCGCUGAUGGCAAGAAGAAGUUCGAAGUGAAGAAGGUACCUAACAACAAACACCUCCAGAGCUCCAUCGCAGAGCCUCCGCUGACCACCAUCUAUUUAGUGGAACGCCGUGGCGCUAUGGGCGUGGGAUAUCGUGGUGGACAACUGUGCCAUCUGCCGCAACCAUAUCAUGGACUUGUACCGCUCGCUGCUAACUCACACUCACCAGGCAUCGAAUGUCAAGCCAACCAAGGCUCAUCAACGACGGAGGAGUGCACCGUCGCCUGGGGAAUCUGCAAUCACGCCUUCCACUUCCACUGCAUCUCACGAUGGCUGAAGACCCGUCAAGUCUGUCCCUUGGACAACCGGGACUGGGAGUUCCAGAAAUACGGCCGGUAA